Molecule: messenger RNA, 2987 nt
Organism: Oryzias melastigma (Indian medaka)
Lineage: Eukaryota; Metazoa; Chordata; Actinopteri; Beloniformes; Adrianichthyidae
Exons: 6
Coding region: 37-1071 (344 amino acids)
Biological process (GO): response to bacterium
Source: RefSeq, a predicted model, not a curated record
GACCUCAGUUGUGCAAGAGACAAGUGAUGUGCCACAAUGAAAAGAGCACUUGCCGUUUUUAUCCUUCUUGCUGCAUUGUCGGUGCCUUUAAGCCUGGAAGUGUCACAACAGCUCUUCUGGAUUGAAGCUAAACCUAGAGAUAAUGUGACGCUGAGAUGUGCAGCCUCUGGUUUUGAUCAACGGUUGCUUUACUGGUUUAAGUUUCAGUUUGGAUAUAAGAUCCAGUUAAUUUCAAAAACCUCUGGAGGAGAACCAACACUUGAAGACGAAUUUAAAGCCUCAAGAUUCUUUCCCACUCAAGAUGGUAAAGAGCAUUUUCUUACCAUAAGAAAUGUCAGCAAAGAAGAUCAAGCGACAUACUUUUGUCAGGCUGGAUCCUCGUACAACAUGGGAUUCAUCAAUGGCAGUUUGUUAAUUGUUAAAGAUCUUAUACCCAAGAAGAUAUUUGACGACAUGGAAAAACGUCAGAGUGUGGAGUUGGUCAUGGAGGGAAACACUGUCGAUCUUCAAUGUUCGGUUAUUUCCAAAACCAAAGAGAAUCCAGAAGAGUGUGCAAGUGAACACCAAGUAUACUGGUACAAAGCAACGUCUGAAUCUGAUCCACAAAUUAUUCACACAAGCGGUUCCAAAUGUGAUGUUCAAGAAAAGAGGAGAUGUGACUACCAUCUGCCCAAAACUAUACAGAAGUCCUCAGAUUCUGGUCUGUACUCUUGUGCUGUGCUCUCGUGUGGAGAAAUCCUGUUUGGUGAAGGAACUCAAGUAGAAAUAGGGGGCAAACUGUGCUGGGAUGUCAUCACACUUGUGAUACUGUUGACCGUCAGUGUUUUUGUCAAUGUCAUUUUAAUUCUUGCCAUAACGAAGACGCUUGUUUGCGUGCAACACAGAGGAGAAGCUUCUAGUCAGGCUGAACAGGAUCAACCAGCAGAGGGACAAGAAGCCAAUUUGGACAAUGAAGAAACAGGAGUAAAUUACGUAGCGCUGGAGUUCUCACGGAAAACAACAAGGCUGAGGAAUAAUACGGAGUUACUGGAUGACUGCAUAUAUUCAAAUAUGAGAGAAGAUUUAUUCUGAACAUUUCUGUGAUUCAUGAAGACUCUAUAACAAUGAACGCUAUUCAUUUAGAGUGGGCUGGUUGGCUUUUUCCUUACAGACCCUAUAUCAUGCAAAAUCUACUUUUUUUGAAUGUUUAUGUGAAUUAUUCUUAAUGAAAACAACCCCAAAGCAGUAUUUUGAUCCAUUCACUCAUUUUCUCUAAAACGCUGCUCUCUGAGCACCAGCCCCUUCAAAUCUAUGAAAACGAGUGGGUCCUCACAUUGUGACAUAGAUAAGUGGGAACAGCCCCUUCCAGGAAGAGUCUGCACUGGCAGCACCGCCCCAGGCUAACAUAUUUUGCUUUCAUUUUAUUGGCACAUCCAUCUAUGUAAAAGUUUGAAUGUUUGUUUUCUUGGGCAAAACGCAGAUACACUGCCGAGGUUAGCUCUUGGUUGUCAUAAAAACUACGGCAUCCAAUAGGAGUGAAAGGCGGUGCCUCAGAGAUCAAGACAUCUCAUGAAAAUAACUCAUAUUUCAUUAAUAAUGUGUGCCAAAUGUAAUAUAUUGUUUUACAUAUGGAUAUAGUUUACUCUGAAGGGCUUAAGAAUAGCAUUGUGAUUUAGGUCCUUUAAAUGUCAUGUUAACACAACAUUUUAGAACAGAACAUCCAACGGUUUUUGACAUUUUAUGAAGCUGCUUAAAUGGGUUAUUGUCUCAACAUUUGAUUUACAGUUGAACUUUUUCUUGACUAAUCUUAAAUAUACAAAACAGAUGUAAAAUUCAAAUGAAAUGUCCUUAAUAAAUGCUUUUUUUUUAAAAUACAAAUAAGCAUGUUCUUGGUAAUUUGAUAUAAUUGUAUUCUAGGUUUCCGGUGGUGAAGGAUCUGGACUUUUUUUGACUGGAGUGCCCACUAAAACCCACAAGCAGUUCUAGUCCAGGGGUCCCCUAAUGGUGGACCGUAGUUCGGGUCUGGACCCCGAGACCCUUUUAUCCAGACUGCUAAGUAUUUUAAAUAAAAAGUUUGAUAUUCCAUUCAUCUUUACCUGCAAUGGUUCUUGAACAGGCGCGCAAGGACAGCUACAAGUGAACCAGGGUCCUUCAACCGGCAAAGAGUGGUGUGCCAAUGUUUACAUGUUGUGACGUAGAGCUAUUGAGUAAUUGAGUGAACAAUGGCGCUCUCUAAAAUGAGAAAAGUGGAUUAUGAAAAUCGUGUCUUCUGAGAUGAGUGGAACAAAGCUUACGCUUUCAAUUCCCAGCAACGAUUUCCAAGGCCAGUGUGUAUUUUAAGCAUGAGGCUGUUGACAUUUCAGGUCAGUCUUCUCCGAAGAAACUGGUCAUUCUGCAGAUGGAUCUGGAAGAGGACUGAACAUGAUCCUUCAGUGAAGGAGAUUAAAUGGAUCACUGUCACUGCUCAUUCGGACUUUUAUCAAAAAGGUGAUUGAAAACUUUAAGGGUUAAUGACUUUACUUUGGGAGACAAGUUCUUGAUCUUUGUUAAAAAUUCCUUCUUAGUGAAGAAUGUUGUCAUUUUUGAAAAAGCGGCCACACCUUGUUACAAAUGGACGAGUGCAGCUGAUGUAGUGUUAAGAGACUAAUGAGACUAAUGAAUCCUCUGGUACUGACAUGUUUUGGGUCCAGAUUGUAAAAAAGGAGAGGUUUCCUUCUCUCAUCAAAGUGGCAUUGUACACAUUAACAAUGUUUGGUUCUACCUACAGUUAUGAAUCAGCUUUCUCUGUUAACAUCUUUAAGAACAAGUACUGCUCCCAGUUCACCAAUGAGCAUGUGCAGGUAUGUCUGAGAAUGGCGUUGACUCCUUUCCUUCACAGAUUUAAGAGCUUAGCUGCAGUGCUCAUACAAAUUUCUCUCACUGAGAUAAGUCUAUAUUGCAGUUUACCUUUAUGUUCAUUAAGUUUUUGUUUUUGCAUUUAUCAAAGUUAUUACUUGAGUGUUCCAUAU